GUGCGGUGCCACGAGGCUCCAAAGUCUGCCAGCGUACUGCCCCCACCUCCUGGCCCCGCCGGCCCUCGCCGGACGAUAUCCCAUGGACGCCGCCGGCCGGCCCCGACGCUCGCCGCCCGCCGACCGCUUCCUCGGCCUCUUCUCUUCCCCGUCCCCCUCUGUGCCAGCUUCCUCCCCCUCCGCUGGCGACGAGCUCCUCGAGGGCGACCUCCUCUUUCCCGCCCCGGCCUCCUCGGACCCGCCGCCCGACGCCUCCAAGAACCCGGGCCGCGUCCUGCGCGGCCACCUCGGCCUGCUCGCCGCGCUCCACGAAGGAGACAGGAAGCUCCUUGCUCGCGGCGGAGGGGGCGGCGCAGCAUCCGUGGCCGUGUCCACGGCCACGGCCGGCACCUCCGGGACGCUGCUCCGCCGCAAGGCGACCAUCGCCGCAGCGGCGGCGGCGGCGGGGACGUCGUCUUCCGCGACGCCUUCGCGGUCCCCUGCGUCCGCCGCGCGCGCCAUCCCGGCGGCCCCCAGGCCCAGGGACCCGGAGCUGCCGGCCGCGGCUCCGUACCACCAGUCGGCCCCCGUCCAGGUCCCCGUCCCUCCCCCCCGAAGGAGCGGGCGAGGGUGGGACGAGCUCGCCAGUGGGCUAGGCAACGAGGCCGACGGUGACGAGGAGCUCUUCCGGGGUGACGCCGCCAUGCUGCCCCCGCACGAGAUGGUGGCGCGCGCGUCCGCCGGCAGCGGCUACGGUUCUCCCGGAAAGCCGUCCUCGAUGCUGGAGGGAGCCGGCCGCACGCUCAAGGGCCGCGACCUCCGGCGCGUGCGCGACGCCGUGCUCCGGCAGACCGGCUUCCUUGACUGAAUACGGUAAAGGUGGUAACUAUCUUUUUGCCUUUGAGUUCAAUAAGUCAAUUGUGCUGCAUGAUCUCCGUUUUAGUUUUGGUCAGGAUCAUGCCAUAAAUCUUGAAGUGUUUGUGCCUUGUGUUCAAGGACAGGUGAAACAAGAAAUUAUGGUUAAACCAAACCAAAAUAAAAAAGGUUUUUGGUCCAAACUGUUUCCAAUUUUUGUGUCAUUGGGGAUGUGUGAGAUCAUCUCCUGUUGUAACUUCAAUGAGCGAUAAGCAGGGAGGAUAGAUGUUUGGGGUCAGGAUGCUCUCUCUCUCUAUGGUGCAGGAGAAGGGACCAAAUUUUGUGAGGAUGUUUGGUGAUUUUGUCAUUCCAAAUAUCCAAACUCCAAACCAAUGCACUUUUUGCUGCAUUGGAAUUUUGCCUUCUGAAAUCUUGUGAUAAAACUUGAGUCUUUUGAUACUCUGCUACUGUUUUUAUUAUGCUCUCCAGUACAACGAGAUGACUGGAAACUAUGUUUGUAACUUUGUAUGCGGUACUAUGCUAUAUCAUGCGGUGAUUUGUAUGGUUCUCCUUCAUAGGCUCUGUUGUAUGAGAAAUGCACUGUGAUGUUCGAUUGAUUGCUCAGCAAAUCAUCGAUGUGUGAAAUGCUCACUGUUGUCAUGUUCAGAUGAAUUCACAUGUCUAUCUGUUUACUAUUUAGGUUGCUUAAAAAAAAGUCUCUUGGUGUUAUACUUAAGUUUUAUAGCCGAACUUUGAGGACAUAAGUGAUGAUAGUGUAUGGUAUGUUCGUUUCAUAUGGCAUUUAGUCUCUAAACCUUCAUCUGUGUAGUGGAUAUUUUCAAUGAUAGUGGCAGUGUGAUAGAACGCAUUGUGUCAUCAAAUACCCUUGGCUGUUGGUAAUACGAUGCUCAUGAUGCUUAGUAUCUAAAUUUAUCUACUUAUCAUUCCUUGCCAGUGACCUCUCAUUCUAUAACGAAGUGCAUGUUAACAUCCAAUCGAACCUUCUCUUGUCUGAACAUGACCAUAUUCAGUGUUAGCUUUUCCUGCCUGUUUUUGGUACAAACUUUUCUACGCAUUGUAGCUAUUUUAAGAUGCAGAAAUAUACAUUAA
Molecule: messenger RNA, 1944 nt
Organism: Phragmites australis (common reed)
Lineage: Eukaryota; Viridiplantae; Streptophyta; Magnoliopsida; Poales; Poaceae
Product: protein S40-7-like
Exons: 1
Coding region: 83-847 (254 amino acids)
Source: RefSeq, a predicted model, not a curated record